AUGAAUGAAGGAAAUUCAAUUGACCAAAGAAAAGAUUUAAGAACUAAGGUGAAUGCGCCUCCAGCAUUUGAAUCUUUUCUUCUUUUUGAAGGAGAAAAAAAAAUCAUCAUUGAGAAGGAAACUAAAGUACCAAAUGCUGCCAUUUUCACUGUCAACAAUAAAAAUCACACUUUGGGUAAUUUGAUUAGAUGUCAAUUGUUGAAGGAUCCAAAUGUUAUAUUCGCUGGUUACAAAGUACCUCAUCCAUUGGAACACAAAUUCAUCCUUAGAGUGCAAACAGUUGGAGAUUAUACUCCUCAAGAUGCUCUGAAAAACGCACUAAGUGAUCUGAAUGCGGAAAUUUCUUAUAUCGAAGAAAGAUUCAAGAAAAAAAUUAAACCAACAAAUGAAACGGAUCAACAGGUGUUGACAAUGCCCUUAGUGACUAUGGAGAAAAGUGUUUACUUACCUCCUGCCAAAUGGAAAAAGCUUCAGGAUGCAAGUGAUAAACAAAAUUUAAAUUUCCAAAAAUUAUCAUGGGAAGCGCUGAAAAAGUCCAUCAAUGGUUUGGUUAAUAAAACCAAUGCCAGUAAUUUACCUGUGAUUGUCAGAGAAUUGUUGAAGGAAAAUUUAAUCAGAGGACAAGGUGUUUUGUGCCAAUCAAUAAUUACUGCUCAAUCUUUUGGUCCAAUCUUCUCUAAUGUUUAUGCUGCCCUGGUCGCUGUGAUCAACUCCAAGUUACCUCAAAUUGGUAAAUUAAUUGUCACUCGAGUUAUAAACAAUUUUUGUAAGAGUUAUUUACGCAGCGAAAAAAGCUUGUGUAUCAACUCUGCUCGUUUCCUUGCUCAUCUUGUGAAUCAACAAGUGGUUGGUGAUAUAUUAGCGCUGGAAAUUUUGUUCAUGCUUCUAGAAAAUGCUACAAAUGAUAGUAUAGAGGUGGCUGUUUGCUUCCUGAAAGAAUGUGGAGCAAAACUACAAUCAACUUCUCCCAAAGGAUUAAUCACAAUUUUUGAUGCGUUGAGGAACAAUCUCAAUGAAAGAAAUUUAAACACUCGAGUUCAAUAUGCAGUUGAAGUGCUGAUUGCCAUCCGCAAAGAUGGAUUCAAAGAUCAUCCCAUCAUCAUCCCGGAAUUGGACCUAUUGGAAGAGGGAGAUAAAAUUACUCAUCAAUUUGAAUUGGAUGGUCAAUACGAAACGAAAGAUGAACUUAACGUGUUCCACUUUGAUCCUGAAUAUUUGGAGAACGAAGAAAAAUACAAAAUUUUGAAAAAAGAAGUUCUCGAUGACAGUGAAUCUGAAGAUGACGAUGGUGAUGAAGAUGAAGAUGAAAAGGAAAUUGAUUCGAAUGAAGAAAGAUCAAAAAUAACUGAUGAAUCUUCCAUCGAUCUUGUUGCUCUUCGGAGAAAAAUAUAUCUUAUCCUUCAAUCAUCUUUGCAACCCGAAGAAGCGGCUCAUAAACUAAUGAAACUUGGAUUAACAGGUGGUGAUCGUACCGAAAUGUGCUUCACGAUCAUCGAUUGUUGUGCCCAACAGAGAACAUUCAUUCAAUUUUAUGGACUGAUCGCCCAGAAUUUCAGCUCAAUUUCCCAUGAAUAUUCGAAUAUUUUCUCCUCUGUGUUCGUUGAUUGUUUUUCUAAAAUCCAUCGUUUUCUGGAUUCAAUCAAACUGCGGAAUAUUGCUGGAUUUUUCAGUCACCUGUUGAUCACAGGUUCUAUUCCAUGGACAGUUUUAUCUUGUGUAAAGAUAAACGAAGAUGACACUACAUCCGCUAGUCGGGUGUUCAUCAAAUAUUUAUUCCAAGAAAUUUCUGAUUUUCUUGGAGUGGAAAAAGUCAAAGAAGAAUUCGAGAUCCAACCCUGCAAGAAGCUUUCGCUGGUAUUUUCCCUCGUGAUAAUCCAAGAGACACUCGAUUCUCGAUAAUGUUCUUCCAAAACAUUGGUCUUCAUCCAUUGGUCGAAGAUUUAGUUGACUUUCUCAAAUCUAAACCAGCUCCAGAUUCAAUUGAAGCCAUAAAAGAGGAACCAACUACGGAUAAAAAGAGUAGCAAAAGAAAACAU
Molecule: messenger RNA, 2036 nt
Organism: Panonychus citri (citrus red mite)
Lineage: Eukaryota; Metazoa; Arthropoda; Arachnida; Trombidiformes; Tetranychidae
Product: pre-mRNA-splicing factor CWC22 homolog
Exons: 5
Coding region: 1-1899 (632 amino acids)
Biological process (GO): mRNA splicing, via spliceosome; transcription by RNA polymerase II
Cellular component (GO): RNA polymerase II, core complex; catalytic step 2 spliceosome
Molecular function (GO): protein dimerization activity; RNA binding
Source: RefSeq, a predicted model, not a curated record